Molecule: messenger RNA, 642 nt
Organism: Schistocerca piceifrons (Central American locust)
Lineage: Eukaryota; Metazoa; Arthropoda; Insecta; Orthoptera; Acrididae
Product: putative nuclease HARBI1
Exons: 2
Coding region: 1-642 (213 amino acids)
Source: RefSeq, a predicted model, not a curated record
AUGCUAUAUCUUCAACAUAUAAAUCUUUGCAACCGUGUUGGUGUACUUGUGGAAAGGGGAAAUACUUUGGAAGAUUAUGGUGACUGGAAAUUUGAAGAGAGGUUUCAUCUUUCAAAAGAAACAGUGUGGUGGUUAUUUGAUCAAAUCCACGAUAGGUUACAAUUUCCAACUUACCGAAAUAAUACGGUCUCGCCCAUGAACAGACUUCUGAUGACAUUAAGGGCAUAUGCAACUGGAGCGUUUAAUAUAGCGAUUGGUGACAGUGCUAACGUACAUUCUACAAUGGCACAAAGAAUUAUAAGUGAAGUGUCAGGAAUUAUAGCAACAAUGUCUCGUCAAUACAUCAAGUUUCCUUCUCGAGUGGAAGUACGCUCUGUGAUGGAUGGUUUCACCACACCGACUCGAUUUCCUAUAGUCAUUGGUACAGUGGAUUGCAGUCACAUAAGGAUUCACACAAUAUUUCAUAAUUGCGCUCGAAGGGCACAGUUUGAAGAUGGUGAAAUACCAGUUGGUCACUUACUAGGAGAUAGUAGCUAUUCAUGCAGACCUCACUUAUUGAUAGCACUUUCAAAUCCACAGAGUGUGGCAGAGCACCGAUAUAAUAGGUCUCACAUUACAACAAGGAACACUGUAGUGAGAUAA